AUGGCUGGGUCGUCUUUUGAGGCGCCUCAAAAUAUGGCUGGGUCGUCUUUUGAGGCGCCUCAAAAUAUGGCUGGGUCGUCUUUUGAGGCGCCUCAAAAUAUGGCUGGGUCGUCUUUUGAGGCGCCUCAAAAUAUGGCUGGGUCGUCUUUUGAGGCGCCUCAAAAUAUGGCUGGGUCGUCUUUUGAGGCGCCUCAAAAUAUGGCUGGGUCGUCUUUUGAGGCGCCUCAAAAUAUGGCUGGGUCGUCUUUUGAGGCGCCUCAAAAUAUGGCUGGGUCGUCUUUUGAGGCGCCUCAAAAUAUGGCUGGGUCGUCUUUUGAGGCGCCUCAAAAUAUGGCUGGGUCGUCUUUUGAGGCGCCUCAAAAUAUGGCUGGGUCGUCUUUUGAGGCGCCUCAAAAUAUGGCUGGGUCGUCUUUUGAGGCGCCUCAAAAUAUGGCUGGGUCGUCUUUUGAGGCGCCUCAAAAUAUGGCUGGGUCGUCUUUUGAGGCGCCUCAAAAUAUGGCUGGGUCGUCUUUUGAGGCGCCUCAAAAUAUGGCUGGGUCGUCUUUUGAGGCGCCUCAAAAUAUGGCUGGGUCGUCUUUUGAGGCGCCUCAAAAUAUGGGUGGGUCGUCUUUUGAGGCGCCUCAAAAUAUGGCUGGGUCGUCUUUUGAGGCGCCUCAAAAUAUGGAGUUGGCAGAUCGUAGCAGAGCUUCAGGAGGGCCGGGCCUGUUGCCCUGUGGAUGGCUGGAGGGCGGAGGAGGGGGGAAGAGGGGUGAGAGAAGAGAUUAA
This is a messenger RNA of Closterium sp. NIES-65, 765 nucleotides long. NCBI's taxonomy places the organism in Eukaryota, Viridiplantae, Streptophyta, Zygnematophyceae, Desmidiales, Closteriaceae. The record is from the annotation of a GenBank genome assembly.